This is a messenger RNA of Ascoidea rubescens DSM 1968, 1107 nucleotides long. RefSeq names its product Sil1p (gene SIL1). Gene Ontology annotation, cellular component: endoplasmic reticulum. The record is from RefSeq and is a predicted model, not a curated record. The transcript has 2 exons. Lineage: Eukaryota; Fungi; Ascomycota; Saccharomycetes; Ascoideales; Ascoideaceae. Gene Ontology annotation, molecular function: adenyl-nucleotide exchange factor activity. Bases 1 to 1107 code for a protein of 368 amino acids.
AUGGACGAAAAUACAAAGAACGCUUCCACUUUGAUUUGCCAUGGCGAGCAAAAAUCCCAUCCGAAAGUAUUCCAACCAUCAAACCAAUGGCAGGUGAUUCACCACGACCAGGAAAUUCCUAAGGGCAUCCAUGUCAAGAUUGAUAUAAACACUGGGGUAAAGGAGGGAAAGUUGAUAGAUGAAAAAGACGAUGUUUCGAAUAACGAACAGAAAUCACAUUUGUCGGUGGUGCAGGAUCUGGAACUUGACCCAUCCAUUGAUGACACUGAGGAAUUGUUGCUGGAUGAAGCUGAUAGUGAUUAUGAUAAUAAAUCAUACUCUUUAAUGAAAGAUUUUAUUGAAAACAUGAAGUUUAAUGCUGAGGAUCAAAAUAGUUUGGAACUCGCAAUUUCUACUCUUACUGAUUGUCAAUUUAUUGACAAUGAAUCAGUCAGUAAGGCCUUAUCAACUCUUAGAGAUUUAUCUUACGAUUUGAUUUAUGGUGAAAAAAUCACUGGAAACAAAAAAUUGAUCCAAAGCCUCCAGAAUUUAAUUGAAAAGAGUGAUCAUGUCGAUGAAAAAUCUACAUAUCAGAAGAAAGAAAGUUGUUUAAGAAUAAUUUCCAGCUCAGUGAGAAAUAAUCCCAAAGCAGCCAAUAAUCUAUUGAGUAACUAUAAAGAUAUAGUGCCUUACCUAAUAUCACAACUAAAAGAUACGGUUGGUAUGAAAUCCGAUAAAGUAACUGAUGCGACUUUAUCUGUAAUUGGUUCAUUAAUUUCUACUAAAACGUUUUUAAUUGAGUUCAGGAAACUCAGGGGUUUAGAAAUAAUCAAAGAUAUAUUUGUAAAUGAAUUUCAUGAAAAAAUAUUGGACGUUUUCUUAGAUCUAUCGAGAGUUGAUUCUAUAGAUGAGGAAUUGAAACAUUUUCAAGCUGAUAUAUAUAGAAUUUUAGAAAAACAAAUAGUUGAAAUUGAUGAUGAAAAUAAUAUCAAAAAAUUGCUCUAUGUGAUGAUAGAAAUUAAAAAAGAGUUGAAAAGUGCAAUCAAGGUCGAUUUUGCUUUCAUAAAAUGGCUAGAUAAUAAAUUGGAAAAUGAAAAUACUAUCAAAAACAGAGAUUUUAUUUGGUAA